Messenger RNA from Paramormyrops kingsleyae, 4162 nucleotides. RefSeq names its product claudin-20-like. Gene Ontology annotation, molecular function: structural molecule activity. The record is from RefSeq and is a predicted model, not a curated record. NCBI's taxonomy places the organism in Eukaryota, Metazoa, Chordata, Actinopteri, Osteoglossiformes, Mormyridae. Gene Ontology annotation, cellular component: bicellular tight junction; membrane.
GUGCAGACCUCCAGCUCCGAGCUCCAACUUGUUCGGCUCUAGCUGCCAUUGUGAUCCGUGCAUAACUGGCGGGAGCCAGCGGGACGGGUCUCCGGGCUGGGGCCGGGUGAGGGAAGGGGGGUCUAGGGGCUUCACUCAGCCUGCCUUCAUGUGAACGCAGUCAGAAUCCAGCUCCAGCCCUCCUACGCACACGUGUGCACUUGUGCACCAUGCUACAGGCACACAGACAGAGCGAGUGAAGGGAAAGACCCAUCAGAGCUGCGGCAUCUGGGGACGCAGCCAAGCAGGGGGACACGGACGGCUGGGAGCACAGGCUGGCGGAGGUCGGGCUCACUCGCUGCCGGGCUCUGCACCUGGAGGACGGUCGCCGGGCCCCGGCCGGGCGAGGCAGCGUGGGGGAAUGGUGUCCGGAGGCAUGCAGAUCCUCGGCUUCAUCCUGGCACUGCUAGGGACCCUGGGGGCCACAGUGGCCACGCUGCUGCCCAACUGGAAGGUGAGCGCCGACGUCGGCUCCAACAUCAUCACAGCUAUCUCACAGAUGCAGGGCCUGUGGAUGGACUGCACCUGGUACAGCACCGGCAUGUUCAGCUGCACGCUCAAGUACUCGGUGCUGCUGCUGCCCGCCUACCUGCAGACGGCACGCACCUCCAUGGUACUCUCCUGCGUCCUUGCCACACUGGGACUCUGCCUGGCCGCCCUGGGGCUCAAGUGCACUCGCUGGGGGGGCAGCCGCAGGGCCAAGGGCCAUGCUGCCCUCGCCAGCGGCACGUGCUUCACCCUGGCCGGGGUCCUUUGCCUGGUGCCGGCGUCCUGGUUCACCAACGAGGUCAUCACCAGCUUCCUGGAUGCCAACGUGCCUGAGAGCAGCAAGUUUGAGCCAGGAGGAGCCAUUUAUGCUGCCUUCGUGUCUGCAGGCUUCCUGCUUACGGGAGGAGUCAUCUUCUGCAUCUCAUGCCCAGGGAAGAGUGAGAGACCCCAGGACUUUACUGCCUCACCUCCAGACAAACCUCUUCCUCAACCACCACUGGUCCACAGCCAGCUUCCCCAACCACCACUGGUCCACAGCCAGCUUCCCCAACCACCACUGGUCCAGGGCCAGCAUCUCCAACAGCCUCUGGUCCAGGGUCACCAUCUCCAGCAUCAGAUGGUCCAGGAGCAACUUCACCAGAGCGAACCCCACCACGGGCAGCACUAUGCCCCCGCUCCGCUCACCCUGAGGACAGGAUACGUCCUGCAAGAUUACGUGUGACCUUCCCGUCCAGGCGACGGGGACGUCUCAGCCCGUGCAUUAGCAAGGAGGCCGCUUAUCUUUUCAUCGCCUUUCCCUCCCCCCACCCUGCUUCAGCUCAUCCUCCACCAGAGAAGAGGCGGGAUGGACAGCCACAGCACUGGGGACGGGUAGCGAGUGCCGCCGGGAGGAAAGAGCCGCCCUCGGGGCUUCAGUUCCCGAGGCACCGUGCCAAAGGGGUUUGUAGGGAAUGCAUCUCUGUACGCUUGUAGAAAGUGCUGUGUUAUAUUUCUGACCGCGAAAUUGUCUGAUAAGCUAUGACUGGUUCUCUAUGUCGCAGCAAAUGACUUGGAUGACUGUUGUGAGGGUAACCAGCACUACUAGAUUUAUCUAGUUAGUGGGGUGCUUAGAAUUCCAUUUAGUUACUACAACUACAGCUUACUGCCUUAUUUCUGAAGGUGCGUUCUAUGCAGUUUAUCAUUUCUAAAUGGUGGUCUGUUUCUCCUCUUUUGUUAUAACGCUGUGUUCCGUCAUGGCUUGUACCUGUCCUAUGUAUGACUCGGCUUGACCCCCCACCGCUGCAUGGGAUGCAGUUUCGGACCACCCCAUGGUACCGGGAGGUCAUACACUCAUAACCUGCUGGAACUGAGCUCAGCUGUUUCCACACACGAUUAAGUUCCCGUAUUAUGUGCAGCGGAGUGAGAAAUCACUUAAUAAUCUGCUGUCCGUCACAGGCAGCCGCGCGCGAGGAACCAGCAGGCUGUGUUCCUGCCCAGGCUCUGAGCACAACUCUGGGUCUGGGCUCGGAGCAAAACAGAUAUAAAAGCGGGUCCGAAGACACAGUCCACACGUACAGCCGGAAAGGUCACCCUGGAUGGGACGUCGCUACCUCAUGGGUAACUGCUGACGGUGUGGGCAGCAGGAUAAUUAGGACAGACAGAGGGAGACACGACCCGACAACGUGGCCACUCCCUCCACAGGAGGAGAGGCUCAGUGGAGCGCAGCCCCAGAUAAUGCAGCUCUUUACCCCCCCCAUUAGAGUCCCCUCGGCUGGUCGCGCACCGCUCAUAAAUCCUGAAGCAGCCCCCACCCCCACCUUCACAGGCACUAAACACCAUGCACACACUUGGUCUCAUAAUACACAUCCAGCCCUGUGCUCUCUUCAGCCCUGUGCUCUCUUCAGCCCUGUGCUCUCUUCAUUAUGCUGUUAUAGGCUUUGCAUGAAGCGUCAUUCGAGACUAAGUCAGGGCAACGAUGUCAGGGGUGUCACUAUGGUUGGAAAAUUUAUAUUAAUCUGUUUAAAUUAGGGGUUCCCAACCCCCGGACUGGUACCGAGCUGAGGAACACUGGGGGUUUUGUGAAGGGUUUAGUUCAUUUCCAAAAAAUAAAAUACAUAUUUUUAUAUAUAAUAAUUUACAUCUUUUCGACCCCACGUCUAUGUGUUCCGAAAAAAUGGAAACAACUCAAUUCAUGAAACCACCGAUUCAUACGCCGGAUGUAUGACGUAAACCGGGUCACAUAAUCAAAAGGUUGGGAAACCCUAGUUUAAAUAAUAUGUUCUCAUUCAUUAUCAUUAAAUUCAUACCCCCUGGUAAAAGUUUUGCUCCCUUUUUCAUACAUCCCUAGUGAUUACCGUUAUAGCAACUGGUUUCCCCCUAAAAUUUUUGGCAUCCUUUAGAAAAUAGCAAUAUGUAUUUAGAAGAUACAGAUAGAUAUAGAUCCUGCGAAAGGCUGGGAGAUGAUUUCUGCAGUGCGAUUGAGCUGAUGGCCACGCACCGGCCCACUGCAUGCGCCAAAGGCUGUGUCCGAUGAGCUUGGCGGCAGGAGCUGACGCCAUCAUCCAUAUGCCCACCGCAUGCUCUGCCCGCGCCAGCUUGCAUGCUCCCUGCGCACUGCGCAAUCCACUGAGGCCACUCCAUCCCACUGUACCUCAGAUUGAGCUCGACACGCUCCCUGCUCGGAAACGUCAGUCUUCUAUUACCUAGAGCUGACAUCAUGACAAUCGUGUGUCUCCUUUAAUCAGUGUGGCGCUGACUGUGACAUCACUAACAGCACCAUCCACUCUGCCUCCAUCAUCUUCUUGCACUCUAACAUCUCUAACGUCACUCAGGAAGAGAGGGGAAACUGAAGGAGGUGUCGUUGCUUUCAAUGCACACUGAAACAUGCGCACAAUCACGAAUGUACUCCCUCGCACGGCAAGCUGCACGCGCUCUCAAACGUGUGAGUACAUGCUUGUGUAACAGUUGAGACGCUUGGGUAUGAGUGGGGCUGUAAUUCUGUGCUGUUCACCAGUGUGAUGUCCGGGACUAGGAUUGGCCAUGAGAGCUCAGCACCGGUACCAGGGCUUGGCACAGACGCUCUGCUGCCAUGGGUGACUGAGAGGCACUGCCAGGCUAACCGGCUGCUGGUAAGACCACCUCCCAGCUUGGCUCCUUUGCCGGCCGUCUGCCUGGGUAAGAGAGACAGUAGAACUUGGGUUAGCAUUCGGGUUAGAGUGAGAGGAGAUUUAGAAGAAAGGUGUAAAGUCUCAGAUCAGUCCCUUAGCUUGACUCACCAUGUUAUGCAACCCAGUCGCAAACUAUCCAGCCUGAUGGUGAUAUAGGGGUGGGUCCACUGUGAUUUCCAUGAAAGUGCCUGGCCUGCGUGUGCAUGUACGUCCCUGUUUAAAGUGUGUGUUCACUGCUGAUCUCAGCAACAUUGCCUUGAUGGGCAUGAAGAAAUUAGUUUUCCUGCAUGAUGCAAAGUAUUUUUGAAUGGGAGAGCCAUCUGACCACACAGCUACUUCAAAGCAGACAAAUCAACUCCUUCCCAGCUAUAGCCUUAGUCUAAUUGUGUAGUCCUUAUGUUUAUGGGCGUCCUUCUCAUGCCUGUCUACAAUAUCUGCCUGUUUAGGUGGAACUUUUACGUUCAGUAAAACCGCUAUGGUAAAACAAA